AUGUCGGCAUGCGCACUACGAGCCGCCCGAUCGCGACGGCCCCUCCGAGCCCCGGCUCCGGCCCCGGCGCAAACAUCGGCCACGCCUCUCCGAGUUAUGACGGAUUUUCGCGGCCAGCACAGCCAGCCAUUGAUCAGCCACUCUUUCAAGCGAGGCUUCCACAAUUACUUCGUGACCCACCUACCUUCGUCGUCAUUACACCCGGACUCCCGGUCGUCAGCCGGCCCCGGUCAUAAGCUACCCAGGUCCGCCUCGACACCCCACACCCCGGCGCCGGGGUCCGCUCCGGCCGUGGCGCCUCCGAACAUGCCCAGCCGCGACCUGACAGUCGUCCGAAUACCGCUCCGAAGCGCCAAGCACCACUUCGGCGUCUCCGAGUCCCGCGGACAGCGCUGCUACAACGAGGAUACAAACCAGGCCGGCACCAUUCGCAUUCCCGCUUUUGCAAAGAGAGUGCCCGUCAGUUUGGUGCGCCACCAGGCCGCAAAAACAGCCGGAGAGGGCACCAGCGCCGACAGCGCCCUAGGGGAUCCGCAGAUCUUCUACUUUGGCGUCUUCGAUGGCCACGGCGGCAGCGAGUGUAGCCAAUUCUUACGGGAGGAGUUGCACGGGUACAUCGAGGAGGCCGCUGCCGAGUUUGGGCUAGAGAGCAGUCUCAAGAGGGACCCCGGGGCUCCCGACUCGAUGAGGGAUCCGGAAACCAUAUUUGGCCAGCGGGAUCCCGCACCACAAUUCCCGGGCGAAACCCAAGGUCAAAGUCAAGACGCCACCGCCGACGCCGGCUUGGAAGGGCUCCGGCUACAAUCCUCGCUCCUCGCCGAAUACAAGCGCACCAUCGGCGGUUACUUCCGCCGCUUUCGCCCCAACUACUUCACCGCCCCCAUGGCCCCGUCCAUGCGCGACCCCUCCUCCUCCUCCCUAUCCGAUCCGCCAUCCUCCCUCUCCGACCCCGCCACACACACCUCCCAACAACUCUCUCAACCGUCUCUCCCAUCUCUCGAAUCGGUCCUCAUCUACGCCUUCCUCCGCGCCGACCUCGACUUCGUCACCGCCCAAGCGCGCAAACCCGACCCCGACGACCCCUACAUCUCCGACAUCCCCCUCAACGAAGACGAAAUCCUCGGCUCCCCGCACCUCCCUCCCUCCGGCCACGGCAUCGGCGGGCCCGCACGUUUCAAAGGCGGCCGCGCCUUUGGCGACAUGCAGAGCAAGCGCAUCGGCGUGUCGGCCGAGCCGGACGUCGUGCGCGUGGCGCUACGCCCGGCCGAGUUUGCCUUCCUGGUGCUGGUCAGCGAUGGGGUCAGUGGGUCGCUGGGGGAUCAGGAGAUCGUGGAUGUGGUGAAGGAGGCGGCCACGCCGGAGGAGGGGGCAAGGAAGGUGGUCGAGUAUGCGACCGAGGUGUCGGCGGAUGGGGAUAAUGCGACGUGCUUGGUGGUGAGGCUCGGGGGGUGGGAGAGGAGGAGUGAGGGUGGCGUGGGGAGCUUGGGGACCAGGGAGGUGAGGGAGAUGAGGAGGGCUGAGGCGGCGGAUCCGAGGAGGAGGGGGAGGUAG
This is a messenger RNA of Chaetomium globosum CBS 148.51, 1551 nucleotides long. RefSeq lists its product as uncharacterized. Gene Ontology annotation, molecular function: cation binding; protein serine/threonine phosphatase activity. Gene Ontology annotation, biological process: protein dephosphorylation. NCBI's taxonomy places the organism in Eukaryota, Fungi, Ascomycota, Sordariomycetes, Sordariales, Chaetomiaceae. The record is from RefSeq and is a predicted model, not a curated record. The coding region runs from base 1 to 1551 and encodes 516 amino acids. The transcript has 2 exons.